CACAACACAACCUUACUCCAUUCAUGCCAGUUACGCGAAAACUCUAAACUUUCUCAGAUUAAAACCACACUUGAUCUUCUUCACUAACGGUAACGGUAACCCUUUCUUCUUCUUCUCUCUCACUAUGAACCCUAAUUCAUUUCAAUCCUUCAGUAUCAUACACACAUAAAAUUUUAUUUGUUCCCACUUGUUAUACCUAUAUCUCUCUAUAUCUCUAUAUAGGACUUAAGAGAAACCCGACACUAUAUUAUUGCCUUUCGUGGAUCAUUGGCAAGUCAUGUUUCGUGGAUCAUUGGCAAGUCAUGUUUAUCCUGUUUCCAAACAAACUCAGAUUCAGAUACCCUUUAAAAAUCCCACUUUUAGGUCUCCUUUGUUGUUUACACACUCGUUCCUCGUGUCCUUAUGUGAAACCCAUCCAUUGGAACACCUCCCACAGCUUCGUUCGAAACAACCCUCUCCUUUCUCUCUUAGAAAGGUGUCAGUCCUUGCUCCAGUUGAAGCAAAUCCAGACCCAGAUGAUCCUGACUGGCUUCAUUAACGACAGCUUUGCCGCAAGUCGUCUUGUCACAUUCUGUGCUUUAUCUGAAUCGCAGGCCCUUGAGUAUUGUACCAAGAUCUUGUAUUGGAUUCGAGAACCAAAUGUAUUUUCUUGGAAUGUGUCAAUUAGGGGAUUUGUGGAAAGCGGGGACUUAGAAGGAGCUGUUUUGUUGUACAAGAGAAUGUUGCAAUCUGGUGUUAUGAAACCAGAUAAUCAUACUUAUCCUUGCUUGCUCAAGGCUUGUUCUUUCCCAUCUAUGAAUUGUGUUGGUUAUACAGUACUUGGGCAUGUGUUGAAGUUUGGAUUUGAAUUUGAUAUAUUUGUGCACAAUGCAUCAAUAACUAUGCUACUCUCGUAUGGAGAGUUGGAGGCAGCGUAUGAUGUGUUCAACAAUGGUUGUGUGAGAGACUUGGUAACAUGGAAUGCCAUGAUUACGGGAUGUGUUAGAAGAGGGCUGGCUAAUGAGGCUAAAAAACUCUAUGAGGAAAUGGUGACAGAGAAAGUGAAACCAGAUGAGAUUACGAUGAUUGGGAUUAUUUCUUCUUGUUCUCAACUGCAGGAUUUGAAUCUCGGCAGAAAAUUUCAUCUUUAUGUCACAGAACAUGGCAUUGAGUUGACAAUCCCACUCAGUAAUGCACUUAUGGACAUGUAUGUCAAGUGUGGAGACCUGUUGGCUGCACGAAUUCUAUUUGAUAAAAUGGCACACAAGACGCUUGUUUCAUGGACGACUAUGGUUUUGGGGUAUGCUAGAUUUGGUUUUCUGGAUGUCGCCCGGGAGCUUUUGUAUAAAAUUCCAGAAAAGAGUGUUGUGCCUUGGAAUGCAAUCAUCAGUGGCUGUGUCCAAGCUAAGAAUAGUAAAGAGGCACUGGCUCUGUUCCAUGAAAUGCAAAUUAAGAAAAUCAAACCUGAUAAAGUUACCAUGGUUAACUGUUUGUCUGCAUGCUCACAACUAGGAGCACUUGAUGUAGGACUAUGGAUUCACCAUUAUACUAAAAGGCAUAGUAUUUCUCUCGAUGUUGCAUUGGGCACUGCACUAGUUGACAUGUAUGCUAAGUGUGGAAAUAUUGCAAAGGCUCUCCAGGUUUUCCAAGAGGUUCCUCAAAAGAAUUGUUUGACUUGGACAGCUAUUAUUUGUGGUUUAGCACUUCAUGGGAAUGCCUGGGAUGCUAUAUCCUAUUUCUCAGAAAUGAUCCGUAGUGGCUUAAGACCUGAUGAGAUCACUUUUCUUGGUGUCUUAUCAGCUUGUUGUCAUGGAGGUUUAGUUGAAGAAGGCCGAAAAUACUUUUCCGAAAUGAGCUUUAACUUUAAUAUAACCCCUCAGCUUAAACACUACUCGUGCAUGGUGGAUCUUUUAGGAAGGGCUGGUCAUUUGGAGGAAGCAGAAGAGCUUAUUGGAAAUAUGCCAAUAGCAGCAGAUGCUGCUGUGUGGGGUGCUUUAUUCUUUGCAUGUCGUGUUCAUGGUAAUGUUUUAAUAGGAGAGAGGGCAGCUUUGAAACUUCUUGAGAUGGAUCCUCAAGAUAGUGGUAUUUAUGUUUUGCUUGCUACUAUGUACAGUGAGGCAAAAAUGUGGAAGGAGGCAAGGAACGCAAGGAAUAUAAUGAAGGAGAGAGGAGUAGAAAAGAUUCCUGGUUGCAGCUCAAUUGAAAUCAAUGGCAUUGUGCACGAGUUUGUGGCAAAGGAUGUGUUACAUCCACAGUCUGAAUGGAUUUAUGAAUGCCUGGUUUCAUUGACAAAGCAACUGGAGCUUCUUGUGUUUACAUGUGAAAUUCCUGCUUAUGGAGAUGAAUUUGUUUCCUAAACUUUCAUAUGAUACAGAACCAGAACCAACUAUGGUAAUCAUUGGCCAGAGCUUUGAUUCUAAUGAUGUCAUGUACAUUUUGGAGAAUACUUGCAUAGUUACGGUGUUGGACUCCAACUUAAAUGACUUCAUGACUUGGUUCUACUUCUAGACUCUACGGGAUGAAGAGGAGAAGUAGGAAGAAAACUGAUACUGUAAAUUCUGUCUUGAAAUUGACCAAAGAAAGUGAGAGCUGGAUUCAAUAAAGGUCAUCCAUGUAUCACUGCCAAAGUGGACAACCGUAAAAUGGUAUGGUGGGCAAAAUCUUUGGUUGCUGUUACUACUGCCCCAGACAAGAUCCAUUUUACUUGUGAAUUGGGUUCAGGUCGUCUUAAGGCCCAAGAAGGCUUUCACACUGAGAGUUACCAAGAAAUGCUCAAAUUCACAAUGUGAGUUUCCAUCUGGAGGUUUAUGAAACAUGUGAUGAUUCUUUUGCACUGGUUUAUGCUCUUCUACCUGAUUGCUAUAACCUGCUGGAAGAUUAUCCAUCAUUGUGCAUGGAAAUGGUGACAAGUGUUGAAUGAGAAAGCAAAUGAUAUCUGAUAUUAGGAUGUUUUGUCCUGACAAGUUGUAUGUUUUGCAUUGGCAUGGCACGCAGAAUGGCUUCAAAAAACAGCAACCAUUUCUUACCUUGUUAGCUGAGGUCAGCUAUAUUGAUCAAUUGACACCGUCAAAUUUUGUGAAGAACUAAACUUUCAAUAAAAAUCACUUUUAGCAAGGUCAUUCUUAGUAGUUUCUUGUAAUAUUUUCUUUGCUUUUUCAUUCCAUUUAAUUGGGUUAUAUUCCAUUGUUCCACUUCUUUUUACUUUGAAUGCCUCUUUUAUUUGUUCAAGAUCCAAUCGUUCUCUAGGCCUGAGACCACAGAUUGUUAGUGUUGAUUUAAACCUUGUCUU
Vigna radiata var. radiata (mung bean) is the source of this 3268-nucleotide messenger RNA. Its product is annotated as pentatricopeptide repeat-containing protein At2g22410, mitochondrial. Gene Ontology annotation, biological process: RNA modification. The record is from RefSeq and is a predicted model, not a curated record. Gene Ontology annotation, molecular function: protein binding; RNA binding. NCBI's taxonomy places the organism in Eukaryota, Viridiplantae, Streptophyta, Magnoliopsida, Fabales, Fabaceae. The transcript is spliced from 4 exons. Bases 303 to 2336 code for a protein of 677 amino acids.